AUGUCAUUACCCCCAGGCAAACAUGCAGAUUUGAUUCUCGAACUCACCAUCCGGGAAAUGGUGGCAAUCGCAGAAGCGGCAGGAUUGCGGAUGUUUUUGUACGUGUGGCAUCAGAAGGCAAGGCUUCUUGAAGCCAUAAUAUGGAAGGGUCGUGGGCAGGAGCUGUUGGAUGCGAUGCAAGCAAAGCGCACCCGGGAGCUGUCCACUGCAACCAGUGGUGCUCAGGCUGGGCGGUUGUUGAACAGACAAGACAAUGCUGCCACAUCGGCCGCACGACAAGUCGGCUAUAAUCCAUCAGUGUUUAUGGAUAUUCCGUCCCAAUCAGAGCUCAAGAAAAAAUAUGAACAAUUUUAUCUUGCCAUGAGCAACACUGGUUUAGCACAUGCAACCUGUGCUGUAUGCAGACAACUUCGCUUGAAGUCGGAUGUGCCAGUUGUGGAGAAGAAGUUAUCGGAGAUACCGAACCAUGAGCGAUUGCGCUCUCAUGAGGAUCAUACCACACAGGACGUAGUCAGUGGCCUUGUGCUUGAGCAGACAGGUUGUACGGGUAGUUCCCAGGAUCCUACAGUCACCGUGUGCAAGUCUUGCAUGGUUGAACUCAGUUGCCAAUCCACACAAGGCGAGCAUCCUCCGAAGGGGUUCAGCCCUGAUAGCUUGCAGAGUACGUUGGUGGGGAAUGUUACAACCUUUGACCUCAAUCUCAAUUGCGUUGCCGACAUGAUUGAAGGGUGCCUCAUGCCACAGCAUCCACAGGUGCUCUUGCAAGUUGUAUCUAUCACAUACGUCGAUGUCAAGGGUCUUUCCAAGCGGUGGCAGCAAGCAACGUUUCGAGUGUGUCGGCAUCAUGUUGGAGAGGCGUUGAGAUGGCUCAAGGAAAACAAUCCACGUUACUAUGGUGAUGUCGACAUUCAGCGCGCACAAUUGGAUCAAUUGCCAGAGGACGACGAGCCACGUGGCAGUGUACUGGCAAUGGAGCGUGCCAGGUAUGUUCCUGAAGGGGAUGAUGAUGGCAAUCCUGACACUUCGGCAUCUUUUGGUACCACCUCGAACGAAAAUUCUGAAGUCGGUGCAGACGUCAUCCCAAUGUACGCUCACGGCAUUGUUGACUCUGAGUUGUCAGAGAUUUCAUCACACGACUUGCUCCUUACAGAUCUUGUCAAUCUGUGGCGAGAUGGGCAGGAGGGUGGAUAUCUCAUUUGUCAUGGACAACGGCCCGCAUCCAAUUUUCCCCCCAGCACAGACAGUCCUCUUGCCGGUCACAACUUUUGGAAGAAAGCUUUUCUGACGCUGUUUCUGUAUGGCGUUGGAGGGCCUGAAUGCGAACGGCCUGUUCAUGUGUCUUUGCAGGAGCAUGUGCAGUGGCUGCUGGAGCAACACGACAAGCGUUACCGACUGCACUCUAACUUCGAUUUUGUUGCGUGCAGCAUUGAACAGCACAGGCAGGCGCUGUUGUCUACCAAGUUGCAAAUGCGACGUCGAGACUUCGAGCGAGACACACAAAUCAUCUCAUCAGUUACAAUCGCAGAUUUACAAGAGGCGUCUCGUCAGAAAGAUCGCCACGAGCCUAUUAGCAAUGCUGCUGUCAAACUACUGAAGAGGCAAGUGCAUGCUACUGCGAGCCGUGUUCUCGGGUCAGAUGCGGCACACUUUCGUUUCAGGUCGGAGAUCUGGUCGACUGGCAUUAGGUUUGGUCCUCUGUCAGUGUGGUUGACUAUCAAUCCAGACGACAUCGAUGACGUUAUCGCACAUGUCUUCGUUGGCAAGAAUAUCAACAUGGACAAUUUCAUGAACACUGUCGGCCCUGACAAGGCUGCUCGCGCUCGGAAUAUUGCCAAUGACACAUACACAGCCGCCACCUAUUUUCACUUUAUUGUUUGGACUGUAUUUGAAACACUGUUCGGCAUUACAGUACAUGACUGA
Phanerochaete carnosa HHB-10118-sp is the source of this 1920-nucleotide messenger RNA. RefSeq lists its product as uncharacterized. Bases 1 to 1920 code for a protein of 639 amino acids. The record is from RefSeq and is a predicted model, not a curated record. The transcript has 4 exons. NCBI's taxonomy places the organism in Eukaryota, Fungi, Basidiomycota, Agaricomycetes, Polyporales, Phanerochaetaceae.